Euleptes europaea (tarantolino) is the source of this 3363-nucleotide messenger RNA. It is a transcript of the gene GUCY2D, whose product is annotated as guanylate cyclase 2D, retinal. The transcript is spliced from 19 exons. Gene Ontology annotation, biological process: cGMP biosynthetic process; receptor guanylyl cyclase signaling pathway; protein phosphorylation. Lineage: Eukaryota; Metazoa; Chordata; Lepidosauria; Squamata; Sphaerodactylidae. The record is from RefSeq and is a predicted model, not a curated record. Bases 1 to 3363 code for a protein of 1120 amino acids. Gene Ontology annotation, molecular function: protein kinase activity; guanylate cyclase activity; peptide receptor activity.
AUGGUCCCAGCCUGGUAUGGCUUCCACAGUUUCCUACUCCGGCUUUCCAACCAUCCCAGGUGGAGCUGUUCCAGAGGAUCUCGCUGGCAAGUCCUUCUCAUCUGGCUCUUGUUACUUUGUUUCCCCGGUUGUGUACAGCUGGCGACCUUCAAGGUGGGCGUGGUGGGCCCCUGGAAGUGUGACUUCAUCUAUGCCCAGGCCUACCCGGAGGUGGCGGCCAAGUUGGCCAUUGCCCGCAUCAACAAAGACCCAACCGUGAACCAGGGUUACUGGUUCGACUAUGUUCUCCUCAGUGAAGACUGCCAGACGUCUCAGGCCAUGGUGGGCUUUGUGAACACAGAACACUACGCCUCUGGCUUUAUAGGCCCAGUCAAUCCUGCAAUCUGCGAGGCAGCUGGUUGGCUGGGCCACGCUUGGAACAAGCCCAUUUUCUCCUGGUCUUGCUUGAGUGACAAUGCCGCGGCGGAACGUUAUGGCACCUUUGCCCGGGCGUUGCCGCAGAGCUCAGCUGUGAUCUACACGGUGCUCAAGUACUUCCGGUGGGCUCACGUUGCCAUUGUAACCUCCGAACAGGACUUCUGGGUGGAGGUGGGCCAAUCCCUGGCACAUGCGUUGCGUAACUUUGGCCUCCCGGUUGGCGUGGUGACCACAAUGGACAAUGAACCUGACGAGGCCCAGGACACCCUCUGCAAGAUAAAAAAGGCCCACGAUAUACGAGUGAUCAUCUUGUGCAUGCAUUCUGCCCUGCUGGGUGGCCAGGAGGAGAAGCUGUUGCUGGAGAAGGCUGAAGAGAUGGACAUGAUAGACGGGACUUAUGUUUUCAUCCCCUACGACGCCUUGACUUACAGCAUGCCCUACCAGCAGGAGUCCUACGACGUACUCGACGAAAACAGCAAACUGCGCCUGGCCUAUGAUGCGGUGCUCACCGUCACUAUCGACUCCCCAGAAUUCUCCUUCCGGGAGGCCCUCAGGGAAGCUCAGGAGAUGGGGGAAAUCCCCAGCCACCUUGAUACCGACCAGGUACAUCCGCUGUUUGGGACCAUCUUCAACUCGAUCUACUUCCUGGCCAAGGCCGUGGACAGGACUUAUAUGUCUGGGAAGUGGGUGAUGGGCUCCACCAUUGCCGAACAUGCCAAGGACUUCGAGUUCGAGGGUUUCAGCCAGACGCUGGCAGCCAAUGAACACGGGGAUGUGGUUCUCCCCUACAUCAUCUUGGACACAGACGGCAGGGGCAACCGCCUGUGGCCCACCUACAGCAUCGAUGUGGCUACCAGGACCCUGCACCACAGUGGACACACCGUCCACUGGCCUCACAGUUCCAUGCCGAGUGUCGACUCCAGCUGUUGGUUUGAUUCUUCGGUCAUCUGCAGUGGGGGGGUGGAUGUCAGUUACGUCAUUCUCCUUUUCAUUUUGGUGGGUUUCUUGGUCGUGUUUGGAAUUUUUCUCUCUUUCUAUAUCAGGCGCUACAUUCAGCAUGCCCAGCUAAUGAAGGGACCCAAUAAGAUGAUCCUCACGAUGGACGACCUGACCUUCAUUACCAAUCAGAGUAGCAAGAAGAAAGUAGACGAUAGCCACUCUAGUCUUGCGGGAAGGAGCAAUUCGGACAUGAAAAGCCUCAGGAGCGUGACAGCAAAUGUGGACAACAGCAACAUUGCUGUGAAUGAGGCCGAGGAGAGGCAAAAAGUCAGCAGCCACGUCCCUUUGCUCCUCCUUUUGUUUAACACCCAAGGCAUUGUAGCUGCCGUCCAGGGUGACUGGGUGUGGCUGAAGAAAUUCCCAGGAGACAAGCACACCGAAAUCAGACCUGCCACCAAAACAGUUUUUUGCAAGCUCCGGGAUCUGCGGCAUGAGAACGUCAACCUUUUCCUGGGCUUCUUCCACGACUGCGGGAUCUUCGCCAUCGUCUCGGAGCACUGCUCGCGCGGAAGCCUUGAGGAUCUCAUCUUUAACGAGGACAUGAAGUUGGACUGGAUGUUCAAGUCAUCUUUGCUGCUGGACCUUAUCAAGGGGAUGAAAUACCUGCACCACAGAGAGGUUGUACAUGGGCGGCUGAAGUCUCGGAACUGUGUGGUGGACGGCCGCUUUGUCCUGAAGGUCACAGACCAUGGCUACAACCAGCUGCUUGAGUCACAGAGGAUCCCCCGAGACAGGCCAAAAGCCAAAGACCGGUUCUGGACAGCCCCGGAACUGCUGCGGGAUUCAUCGUUGGAACGAAAAGGCACAUUUAGGGGAGAUGUCUACAGUAUCUCAAUAAUUAUGCAGGAAGUCAUCUGCCGUUCAGCUCCCUACUGCAUGCUGGAUAUGUCUCCUGAAGAGAUCAUCCAGAAGGUGGAGAGGCCGCCGCCGCUUUGCCGGCCCUCCGUUUCGGUGGACCAGGCCCCGCUGGAGUGCAUACAGCUAAUGAAACAGUGCUGGAGCGAGCAGCCUGAAAGGAGGCCCAACAUCGACCAGAUUUUUGACCUGUUUAAGAGCAUCAACAAGGGCCGGAAGACCAACAUCAUCGACUCCAUGCUGCGCAUGUUGGAACAGUACUCCAGCAACCUGGAGGAUCUGAUCCGGGAGAGAACGGAAGAGCUGGAGAUCGAGAAGCAGAAAACGGACAGGCUUCUGACGCAAAUGCUUCCCCCGUCAGUCGCUGAGGCCCUGAAGACGGGGGCCCCAGUGGAGCCGGAGUAUUUUGAAGAGGUGACCCUGUACUUCAGUGACAUUGUGGGCUUCACCACCAUCUCAGCCAUGAGUGAACCCAUUGAGGUGGUCGACCUGCUUAAUGAUCUUUAUACCCUCUUCGAUGCCAUCAUUGGCUCCCACGAUGUCUACAAGGUGGAGACCAUUGGCGACGCCUACAUGGUGGCGUCGGGGCUUCCCAAGCGCAACGCAAACCGGCACGCGGCCGAGAUUGCCAACAUGUCGCUGGACAUCCUAAGCGCCGUCGGGACCUUCCGGAUGCGCCACAUGCCGGAGUUGCCCGUACGGAUUCGCAUUGGUCUGCACUCGGGGCCUUGCGUGGCAGGUGUGGUGGGGCUGACUAUGCCGCGAUAUUGUCUGUUUGGGGAUACCGUCAACACAGCCUCCCGGAUGGAGUCCACAGGCCUGCCUUAUCGAAUCCACGUCAACAUACGUACGGUACAGAUUCUGCUUUCGCUCAAAGAAGGCUACAAACUGGAGCUCCGGGGCAAAACAGAGCUCAAGGGGAAAGGUGUGGAAGACACCUAUUGGCUGGUAGGCCGAGAUGGAUUUCACAAGCCCAUCCCCAUGCCUCCUGACUUGCUGGGAAGGAAAAGCGCCCAUGGCAUUAGCGUAGAUGAGAUUCCAGAAGAUCGGAAGAAGAAGCUGCAGAAAGCACGUCCAGGGCAGGCAAUCUAG